Macrosteles quadrilineatus (aster leafhopper) is the source of this 4759-nucleotide messenger RNA. It is a transcript of the gene fbl, whose product is annotated as pantothenate kinase 3. Gene Ontology annotation, cellular component: cytosol; nucleus. Gene Ontology annotation, molecular function: pantothenate kinase activity; ATP binding. The transcript has 9 exons. The record is from RefSeq and is a predicted model, not a curated record. Bases 234 to 1328 code for a protein of 364 amino acids. Gene Ontology annotation, biological process: coenzyme A biosynthetic process. Lineage: Eukaryota; Metazoa; Arthropoda; Insecta; Hemiptera; Cicadellidae.
UUACUGUGUUUGUGCCGUGUUUGGAUUUGGAAGUGAAGUAGUAAUAUACUUAGUGGAAUUAUCGGUUUUCAUGCUGUACAAUUUUACUAUAAUCACUUUGAAAUGUUUUUAUGCUAAAAUUUAAUUUAAACUAGGUCCUACAAAGUGUAUAUUUUCGUUUCUGAGAUCCUGAAAAUUAUAUAUCAUAGCUAGGCUAUGACUCCCACACCAACGCCGAGAAGUAAGUUAGAGCAAUGCCUUGGUUUGGCAUGGACAUUGGCGGAACACUCAGCAAACUAGUUUAUUUUGAACCGAAAGAUGUAACAGAAGAUGAAGCUGAUGCAGAAAUUGAAACCCUCAGGAAUAUCAGGCGGUAUUUAACAAAAAACUCAGCAUAUGGAAACACCGGCCAUAGGGACACCCACCUACAGAUGGAUGACGUAAGGAUAGGAGGACGUACAGGAUCACUGCACUUCAUCAGGUUCCCCACUUGUGAGAUGGGAAACUUCCUGGCUCUGGCCAAGAGCAAAGGAAUGGCUACGCUGAUCACCACAGUGUGUGCUACUGGUGGUGGCGCGUACAAGUUUGAGAAAGAUUUCAUGCAGGUACUCAACAUGAAGCUGGCCAAGUUUGAUGAGCUGGACGCUCUAAUCAGAGGCAUGUUGUUUGUGGAGGCCACCAACCCUCGUGAGGUCUAUUACUUUACCAAUCCCACUGAAGAGGAUAAGUGCCAAAAGUGUGUCUUCAACUUCAGCAGACCCUACCCAUUUUUGAUUGUGAACAUCGGAUCAGGAGUGAGUGUCCUAGCAGUACAUGGCCCCAAUGAAUGGAAAAGAAUAUCAGGAACCAGCUUAGGGGGUGGAACAUUCCUGGGACUUUGCUGCCUACUGACUGGCUGUAAUUCCUUUGAGGAGGCCAUAGAGCUUGCCACUGGUGGUGACAACAAGCAUGUAGACAAACUAGUGAAGGACAUCUACGGAGGCAGCUACGAGAGGUUCGGACUACCUGGAGACCUUGUUGCCAGCAGUAUUUUGGGUGUAUCCAGCUUUGGGCAGAUGAAUUCAAAGGAGAAGCGAGCCACAGUGAGCAGAGAGGAUCUGGCUCGUGCGACACUUGUUACCAUCACCAACAACAUCGGCUCCAUAGCACGCAUGUGUGCACUCAACGAGGGCAUUACCAGGGUAGUGUUUGUUGGAAAUUUCCUUCGUGUGAACACCAUCUCAAUGAAGCUGCUUGCCUAUGCUAUGGACUACUGGUCAAACGGUACACUCAAAGCACUGUUUUUAGAGCAUGAGGGCUAUUUUGGUGCUGUAGGCAGUCUGUUAGCGUUCAAUGAGGAGAUCAGUUGAGAUCAGAACUUGAACAACUAUUGUGGACUCCACACCUGCUUCAAAGUCCAAGUGAUGAAAGUACUCCACCAUCUCAUUGCUAAUCACUGUUGUACUACGCAUUUCUUUCCAUUCUAAAAGUAUUAUAAACAAUUGGAAUUUCCUUGUGAAAACUAUAAGUAUAAGGUAAUGCAUUAGUUUUAAGUUAAGGUUAUGAAGAGCUAUUAGUUAUUUUAGGAAAUGAUUCCAAAAAACCUAUCCGUAAAACAAAUAUCAGUUACGUAUAAAACAGGAAUUGUAAGCUAUUGGGUAUAUUUCUUAUAUAAAUUUAAGUAAUAAGGAAAAAGGAGACAUGGGUCAGCAAUGUUAAUUCUGCAUUGUAUUAUUUACACUCAGGCUUAAUGGAAUAGUGAAAGGGUAACCGUCGAUCAGACUACUUUUAGUUUAGUCAUCGUAGCACAGGUGCAGAACAAUCUCCAGACCAUCCUCUUGCUCACUCAACAUUUGUUAAACUAUUAUUGUACUUUACAGGGGCAUUCUUCACAGUUGUAACUGUGGAUUUAACACUCAAUUAUUAAAUUAUAAUUUUCUUUAACCAUCUAUUUUUUUCUUUUGAUUUUAUUUUGGGGAAAUUUGUUCUCUUCAUGCGCCCCAAAAUCUAAUAGACUGUAGAACCCCCUUCAAAAUUUUAGACUAGAGUAAUUUAAAUAGGUCUAACUACCAUAUUUAUUGAAGGUCGCCAAAUACUUAGUAUAUAGUCAAAUAAUCAAUUUAUAUACUCAAAACUGAUUGGUGUUGUUUGUAGUAAACAUUGCUAAAAAUUGUACAGUACGUGGUUAACAGUAUGAAGUACAAAAACUCGCACAAUAAUGUAUACAAAAUAGAGAUAAAGGACAGUAACCAUCAGGAGUUUUAAACAAAUUGUAAUGUGACUAAAGGGCUUAGCUUGGCAAUCGGUAAGAUUAGUUAUUCAACAUCCUUACAAAAGCAGUAAAGCAAAAAUUACAAAUCAGUAGUUGGCUUUGCACCACACAUACAUUCUGAUGAGGCGCUACUUACUACAUCCAUCACAAUAUUACAGCAGCCAAGGCCUAAUUGUGGAAAAGCAGUCACUGAGUUAAUAGUCUAAUUACCCAAGACAACAUCUAGCUGGGGUUUUAUAGUUUCACAACAUUGUCUUUGAUUCCAUUGAUUUUUACUCAUUUGUUAAACAUGUAUUACUCAUUAAAAAUACUUAUAUCCACGUUGAAAAACUAUCCACUACAAUUAACAUCUGCUGUCUGGUGGUUGGAUCUUCAGCAAAAUCGAUAUGAAUUCGGCGCCAUCUCUCGGAAGUUAACAGCCAUUGCUGCAAUGGAACUUUUGAAACAGAAUUUCUUGUACUUUGACAAAUCAAACAAGAUGACACAGAAUCCUCAAUUUUUUUUUUUUGAUUCGGCGCCAUCUCUCGGAAGUUAACGGCCAUUGCUGCAAUGGAACUUUUGAAGCAGAAUUUCUUGUACUUUGACAAAUCAAACAAGAUGACACAGAAUCCUUAAUUAUUUUUUUGAUCCCAGGCCACCACAUGUGGCCGCGUGCCAACAAUUUCAUUCGAAUAAUUCCAGGAUGUUGUUCAAUAUCUGCAAUAUCUGGAUGACUUUGCCUUGCAAUUUCUUAGGUACCACUACUAACUGAAAUGAUAACAAAUAUUUUAAAUCAACCCACAAUAUUUUAAGAUUUUGUGCCACGGCUUAUUUUACUGGGAACAAUCUUACAAAUCUUAAGUGCUCUACUUGUAUUGCUGUUAAAAUUUUUUCUCUUUGCAGUGUUUUACAUUUUUAUAAAUUUUUAACAAUUUUAUAAAAGUGUUUUGCAAGAAACAUGAAUCAAAGAUGCCAAUGUAAAGGAUUCAAUACUUUUUGUUAUCUUUAAACAUUUUAGAACUACUCAGGAUCAAUUUGUACAGGUGUGAUUCAUGAACACUGUUCAAGUGUUGUCAGCUCCCACUAAUAGGAAAAUGCAGAAUUAUAGUAAGAGCAGUGAAAUUGUAUAAAAUAUUAUCUUCAUGUUGAAUUUUGCAACUAACUGCAAAUACAUGUAUUUACAGUUAGUUAGAUGCUUCAGAAGUAUUAUUUAUCACACUAAUCACGGUAAAAUUAAAAGUGGAAUAUUAAACUGUAUGUAUAUAAUAGUUUGAUUGCUCAAGUUUUGAGAACUAUUUUAAAAAAUUGUGACCAUUAAUGCAGGUGCAGUAUAACGAAAUUUAUUAUUAAGCAAUUUCACUUGCGUAGUUUUCCACCUGGGAAAGAAAAUGCGGACACUAUUGGUCUUAUACACAUUGGUCACUCAGAAUGUUCAGUUGCUAUCAGGGUUUGACCUGACGUAACCGAGAUUGUACUGUGUGUGCAUAUUUUAAAAAAACCACAGCGCUAAAAGCUGUUUGCGUCGUAAUCACUGACUUGGUUUUAGUCACAGCAUAAUUGAUGUUGGUCUGGUCCAAACCAUGAUAGUAACUGAAACGGUAUGAGUGGCCGAUGACAAAAAGACCAACAUUGUCCACCUACCCCCUUUAACCCCUUGAGGUCGAAUUUUUCCCCCAUUUUUCAGCAAGUAUAGUUUGCCAUUCCAGUAGUCUGGAAAAUGGUGCCCGGCAACUUAUACUUAUUUGACCCCAAAAAUCAACUUUUUUGAUUCUUGUUUAUUUAUUUUAUUUAUUUUUUGGGGUGAGUAUAGGUAGCUAUUUUUUAGCAGUCGAGAAAAUGGCAGGCGCGUGACCUCAAAGGGUUUUAAACAAAACUGCUUAGUCUGUUCUGCCAAACCCUUUACUUAAUGUCUCUUACAUCUUUGGAUUGUAAUAAGUAGUUAACGGCAAUAAAAGAGGUUACAGAAUUUUUACUUUGUUUAUGCCAUAGCAAAUGUUUGAGUUUUAAUUCAAUAUUUACAUAAAUGAAACUAGAAACUAGUAAAAUUUAUCAACUCAUGUACAACAUUCCGACAUAUUGUAUUCAGUCUUACAACAGCGCCUUUUAAUGUUACACACAUUUUGUUGAUCCUUAAAUUUGCCUUAUCAGUUAUUGUUAUAACCUUAGCCAUAAAAAUAUUACAAGAGCUGUGCUUGAUUCAAGUUGUAAGUCAGUUACUGCUGCUUGAUGGACUAAAUAUUGGUCCUAAAACAAUUCCUAUACUGGAGUAAGAGUAAGAUUAAAAUUAUUGUAAAUAAUGAUGUACUAUUUCACAUUAUAUAUUUAUGGUUGUUGAUUGUCAAUUAUUUAUUUCUAUUUAUUAUAGCUCUUAUAAUUGAUAAAUGUUAUGUUCUAGAAGUGUUGGUCUUUGUUGUUUAAAAACUCAAAAUAGCUAUUUUAUUGCUUAAAGCAUCAUUGUUACUUUUACAAGUAAAUUAAUUUAGCACAAACAUUCUAUAUUUGUUAUAUUUUGAUAUUAUUGUAAUAUUAUACUUUGUAUGAAUUGUUUUA